AGACAGACAGACCAGAGCAAGAGAGCUUCAAUAAGACAGCUAAGAGCUCAUUUGAAGUGACAAAAGAAGAAACUCACUCAAUACAAUGGAAGGUGAAUGCAAGGUACAGCUGGACGCCACUGUGGACACAGAAGCCGGGAAACAAACAAUGCAGAAAUUCAGUUCAAAGCUAACCACGGCUCUGCUGACGUUCACGCUCUGCCUCGCUGCUGUUCUUGCUGCUGCUGCCAUCAUCGGCUCAACCAGGCAAGCCAAGGUGGAGACACAAGAGGAAGACAAUUCUGAUGUUCAUCGCACAUUGAGGCAGAUGUCAAACACAAGAGCGGCCAUUCAUUUACGUGGACAUUACAACCAAAGCCGGACCACAUCAGUGGAAUGGGAGAACCAGGUGGACCACUCUUACUCCCAAGGCGGGCUGAAACUCGUCAACAACGAAAUUGUGAUUCCUCGUGAUGGUCUCUAUUUCAUCUACAGCCAAGCGUCUUUCAGUGUUAACUGCAGCAGUACUGACGGUUCAGAUCCCAUGGUGCACCUGAGCCACACUGUGAAGCGUUCGUCCGACACGUAUGGCCAUAAGAACACCUACGUGACCAUCCUGCACUCUAUCCGCACUGCCUGUCAAAAGACAGCCAGCAACAAUCCGGAUGAAGACGGGAAUUGGUUCUCAACCAUAUACAUGGGAGCUGUGUUCAGCCUGAACACGGGGGACAAACUGAAGACGGUGGUGGAGGAGAGCAUGCUGAAAAACCUGGAGGACGAUUCCGGGAAAACUUUCUUUGGUGUGUUUGCAUUGUAAGGACAGAUGACUGAGGCUGACAGGGGAUGAUAUGCUCAUGCUAUGACAUAAAGAAAAGCAAUCAGGCUUCGCUGUGGCUGUUCUCACCUUUACCUGAAACUCACUCACACUGUUGAAUGUAAGAUGCACAAAUGCCACUUUCGUUUGUAUUUAUUUCGUCACCACAAGCUGACAGAAAUGGAUUUUGGUGAAUGUAUUUGUUCCAUCAUAUUAUCAUAUUUAUUGAAGUAUUUAUUGAAUUGUUUAUUUUUUUAUUUAUAUGUGUGUGUUAACGUGUUUUUUAAUGAAUGCCCUAAACUUAUUUAUGCUGGAUUUUUAUACAUAAUUUCUAAAAAAUUAUUUAUUGAACCUGAUCAGAAUUUUGUAUUUUUGACAUUUGCAAAUAAUGUUAUGGUGCCUGUGCUGCUGUAAAAAUGUUUGAAUAAAAAAAAAAAAAUCAUUUUGGAAUGAAAA
Messenger RNA from Larimichthys crocea (large yellow croaker), 1249 nucleotides. RefSeq names its product tumor necrosis factor-like. The record is from RefSeq and is a predicted model, not a curated record. Bases 86 to 796 code for a protein of 236 amino acids. Lineage: Eukaryota; Metazoa; Chordata; Actinopteri; Sciaenidae. Gene Ontology annotation, cellular component: membrane. The transcript has 3 exons. Gene Ontology annotation, molecular function: tumor necrosis factor receptor binding. Gene Ontology annotation, biological process: immune response.